Molecule: messenger RNA, 528 nt
Organism: Entrophospora candida
Lineage: Eukaryota; Fungi; Glomeromycota; Glomeromycetes; Entrophosporales; Entrophosporaceae
Source: the annotation of a GenBank genome assembly
AUGGUUCGCCUACGGUAUUUUACCUCUUCUUCACUUUCUUCCUACAAUUCAUUACUAAAUCGUGGAAUUUUAUUGCAAAGAAAUUCUCCAACAAUUAAAUAUUCUUUUUCAAUCAUACAAAAAUAUAAAUUUUCAUCAACUACAAUAACGAAAAAAGUAGUAGAUAAAGACAAUAAUAAUAAUGGUUCUUCUGUUGUUGCUAAUAAUAAUAAUUUAGAAGAGAGUAAAAAAAUUACUGAAAUUUAUAAACAGUCAGUUAAUCGAGAUGUCACUUGGUCAAAAAGUCAAAGACCUAGAAAAGAUGCUUUAGUUGGACCUCGUUUUGAACAAACUGAUCUUGAUGCACAACCAAGACCGUUAUCAGCAAUUGAAUUAAUUGGAGAAGAACCAAUUCAUUAUGUAGAAGGAAGAAUUGCUGUUUGUCAUGGGGGCGAUGGAAAUUUAGGUCAUCCGCAAGAUCAACCAGGGUCUCAUGCAUGUGGUUAUUGUGGAAUAAGGUUUGAACAAAAACAUCUUCAUCAUCAUUAA